CUACAGCUGGGACUCUGUGGGUAUGUCCCCCCAUCGGAAGGUGUACACAGACCUUCAGGCUCGGACCCUGAGCUACUCCGUCCCUUCACUGCGAGCCCAGAACUGGUCCCGGACCAGCGUCCGCGCCGGCAAGGGGACGAGUGGCCGCGGCUUCAGUUCGGCAGCUCACCGGUCCUCGGAGAUGGUGGAGUUCGCGGGUGAAGGCAAGGCGCGGGCCGCCAACGAGAAGGAGCAGAUGCAGGGGCUGAACGACCGCUUCGCCGGCUACAUCGACAAGGUCCGCCAGCUGGAGCAGCACAACAAGGCGUUGGAGGCAGAGAUCACCGAGCUGAGGCAGAGGCAGACCACCUCCAGCCGCCUGGCCGGCGUCUAUGAGCCGGAGAUCAGGGAACUCCGCCUGCUCGUCCUGGACACGGAGAAGCAAAAGGGGCAGGUCUUGCUGGAGAGGGAGCGCCUGGGGGAAGACCUGCAGCAGCUCCAGGCCAAGCUGGAGGAGGAGACGCGGGUUCGGGACGAGCUCCAGGCGAGCAUCGACCUGUGCAGGAAAGAGACGGGCACCUCUCACCUGGUGAAGCUGGAGCUGGAGAAGAAAGCCCAGGCGCUGGCGGAUGAGAUCGAGUUCCUGAAGAGCAACCACGAGGAAGAGGUGGCCGAUCUCUUCUCUCAGAUCCAAGCCUCCCAGGUCGGGCUGGAGAUGAAGGAUUUCCUGAAGCCGGACCUCACUGGGGCCCUGAGAGAGAUCCGGGCGCAGCUGCAGGGCUACGCCAGUGUCAACCUGCAGCAGGCGGAGCAGUGGUUCCGCUCCAAGGUGGCUCAACUUAACCAAGCUGCAGAAAUGAACAAUGAGGCCAUCCAGGCGACCAGGCAAGAGAUUAAUGAGUACCGCAAGCAGCUCCAAACCAAGAGCAUUGAGCUAGAGACGGUCAGGGGCACCAAAGAAUCCCUGGAAAAGCAGCUCAGCGACAUCGAGGAGAGGCACGAUGCAGAACUAGUCCACUACCAGGAUACCAUUCAACAACUGGAAAACGAGCUGAGAAACACCAAGUGGGAGAUGAGUCUCCACCUGAGGGAAUAUGAAGAUUUGCUGAAUGUCAAAAUGGCUUUGGAUGUGGAGAUCGCCUCCUACAGGUAA
Molecule: messenger RNA, 1132 nt
Organism: Hemiscyllium ocellatum (epaulette shark)
Lineage: Eukaryota; Metazoa; Chordata; Chondrichthyes; Orectolobiformes; Hemiscylliidae
Product: neurofilament medium polypeptide-like
Exons: 2
Coding region: 23-1132 (369 amino acids)
Biological process (GO): neurofilament bundle assembly
Cellular component (GO): cytoplasm; postsynaptic intermediate filament cytoskeleton; intermediate filament
Molecular function (GO): structural constituent of cytoskeleton
Source: RefSeq, a predicted model, not a curated record